GUGCUGAGUCGAUCAGAGAGGUUCCUUCCACCGAGGGAGCGGGUGUGCAUGCAGAAACAGCAGAUGGAUAGAUGUCUGUCGGAUAGAGACGCAGGAAACCCACUGGACCUUUUCUGGUAGCGCAGAGGGGAAGCAUCAGUCAUCCAGCCUAUUUUUGGACAAGUAGAAGAAAAGUGAAGAUGCAGGGCUUCAUUUUGAAUCCACAUAUGAGUGACGAGGCAGUGGCUGCUGUUAGCAGAGAUGACCACAAGGAGGGGCUGUGUCUCCUUAUCCCUAAGGAGCAUGAACCAUGACAUCAGUAGUGCUGGUUGACAGAGGUGGGACACUGGUGGAAUCAGCUGAAGAAGACCUUCAGCAGGAGGAACUGUAUGAGGCUGAUGCAGAGCUGGAAGGAAAUGUUGAGGAUCAGUGUAAUGCUGGGAAGGUCUGCCAGGAGCUGGAGGGAACAGAUGAGGCACCCACUGCUGGCCUGGUCUAUGAGCAGGGUUAAUCCCUACAGAUGGUCGUGUAUAGAGAUGAAGUCUACUUUGUGCAGGAGAUGGAGACUGAAAGAGUGGAGGCUUCUGGUUACAGCAAUGUCCACUGCUCUGAUAAAACCUUUGAGGCUGCAGAGGCUCUGUUGCACAUGGACUCACCAUCCAGCCUGAGAGAAGACCGCAGCCCAGAAGCUUUUACCCCACAAAGUGAAGCUACCCCAGACUUUCUCCACGCUGCCAUGCGGCCUGACAUGAUCACAGAAACAGAAGUGGAGAUAACCACCGAGGAGUGCUGCGAGGAGGAUGAGGACGACGAGGAGGAUGAUGAUGAAGAGGAGAUGGUCACCUCACUAGAAGAGCCGGAGCCCAAAAAUGAGCCAAUCAGAAAGAAGCGAGCUGGACCGAAAAUUAAGACAUCCCAGACGUCCAUUUCCAACGCCGCACAUGAUCUAAGCCUCAAGAAGAAGCCAAGAGAGGGCAGAGCAGGUAACACCACUUAUCUUUGGGAGUUCCUGUUGGACCUCCUCCAGGAUAAAAACACCUGUCCCAGGUACAUCAAGUGGACCCAGAGGGAAAAGGGCAUCUUCAAGCUGGUCGACUCCAAGGCUGUUUCCAAGCUCUGGGGCAGACACAAGAAUAAACCAGACAUGAACUAUGAGACCAUGGGGCGGGCGCUCAGGUAUUACUACCAACGAGGAAUCCUUGCCAAAGUGGAGGGUCAGCGGCUAGUUUACCAAUUUAAGGAGAUGCCCAAAAACAUCGUCAUCAUUGACGAGGACAAGGCAGAUAUGUCCUCCACCGGCGAGCACAUGAGCUCAGAGUCGCAGCCGUCCUACGGACGCGUGGCUCCGCCUUCAGACAAACUGCUUCAGAACUCCAACCUGCCGUCCCCCAGGAGGCCCAACAUCCUGCGGGGCUCCAGCAGACCUGUUUUAGUCCCCAGUCCUUCCACCACAGUUAGUGGAGCAGCGGGGGUGGGGGCUGCACCGCGGAUAGUGACGGUUUCAGCAGCACCUGAAGUGAACCAGAUCCCAAACACCACAGCGCCGAGGACGGUGCGGGUGGCCAUGCAGGUGCCGGUGGUGAUGACGUCUCUGGGUCAGAAGAUUCCCACAAUGGCUAUGCAGCAGCCAGCAGGGACGACGGUGGCCGCUGGGUCCACCACCCUCCUCACUAACGCCUCUCCUAUCACUGCUGCUGCUAAUCCUAACUCUCAACAGAAGGUUGUCAUCCAGACUAUACCGACCAUGGUUCCAGCCACAGCAGAGAACGGCGAUAAGAUCACCGUCCAGCUUGCCAAGAUCAUCACCAUCCCAGCUCACCAGUUAGCCCAGUGUCAACUCCAGACCUCCACAGGCACCAACAAAAGCAACGCAGCCGCCUCCCCGACAGGCAUCAGUCUCCUGGGAAGCCCCCUGACGGUGCGAGCCCUUGCCCCUGUCAACGUCGCCCCGGGGGCGCAGGUAAUGAGACUCAACGUGCCGACGCAGUCACAACCUCAGACUUUGAUGGUGUCGCAGCCAGGAAGCGUCAGCUGCAGACAGACGGUCACUCAGACGGCGGCGCAGCCGCGCAUCAUCGGCGGCGUCAUCAACGGCUCGGAUCUGGUGAUAGGCGGGGCAGGGGGGGUUACGAUGGAGAAGCUGAAGGCUGCAGGAGUGCAGGUCCAGGCUGUGCAGGUUCCUCUGACGGUUCAAGUGAACCCAAAGAUGAACGUCCAAUCAGAGGCCACAGAAACUGUUAGAAAACUGGAAGCUCCACGAGCGAUAAAGACAGAGGAGCCUGAGUGUUAAGGAACGAACAGCUUUCCUUUCCUUUUCUCGCUGCCUAACAAAGUUAGUUUGUACAUUUCUGAAGUUUUUUUUUUAACUUGUAAUAACCAGCAACAGACUUUUAAGGAAAAAUCUUUCUAACGUCCUGGAUGAAGCUGCUCGGUUUCCCUCAGAAUGGCAGUAGAACCCGUUCAGGCGGCGUUCAAGUAGCCCAGCACGGAGUGGACAGAUUUCGGUUGGAAGAAUCAACGGGACCAACUCUGAUCACUACAUGAACCGAUCAUUCACACCGAGUCCGAUUGAGGAGAAACACGAAACCACAACACUAAAAAAGACUUAAAAAACCAAAAAUCCCCCCAAAAAAAUGUUGUUGUUUUUUUCAAACUUGUAUCGCUGUGUGAAGAAAGCAUGAGUGGCGUUAAGAGAGGAACGAGCUGUGGGUCAUUAUAAGGAACGAUAUCAGUCCUGCUUGUACAUAUUUAUAUGCAUAUAAAUAUAUCUUCACAGUUUACAGAGCUAAUGGCAACAGAGGAGCCUUAGGUUUUCAUUUGAAAUGUUUAACUGCCUAAUAGUAAGCUGAUUUUUUUUGUUUUUUAUACUUUGUACCAUGCACAGUAUUAUUGAAACUGAACUGUUGGACUUAUUUUUUUGUCUGGCUGUUGAUGCUGGAUUGGAUUUACACUCGUCGGCAUGUUGCUUGCAGCGUGUCCUUCAGCGUGGUUUAACCUCCUGAUAAAUGGUUUUAGAUGAUGGGUUUGCUCAUGCAUAUGCAUUCAAGGAAUAACGAAUCUGAGCCAAGGCAUGCUGCCAAAUCUCCAGUCUCUAGAACCCGCAUCAAUUACUCCUAAAGGCAUUUAAUUACACAGAAAGGCUGCAAAGAAGAUGCACUUCUAACCAAUGUGGAUUCCCUGAUUGCUUAGAGGGUCAACAUGUCAGCCUGCUGUGCUGAUCCUGCCCAGACAUUUCAACAGUUGUUUUUUAAAGAGGGAAGAUUGUCAGUGUUCAGACUGAACUGUUUGUAUAUUCAACAUUUGAAGCAUAUUCUAUUUUGUUGUACUCUUGUUUCAAAGUGUAUUAAAGUAGAUUUUACUGAAAUACACAGAAAA
This is a messenger RNA of Cyprinodon tularosa, 3354 nucleotides long. RefSeq names its product ETS-related transcription factor Elf-2-like. Lineage: Eukaryota; Metazoa; Chordata; Actinopteri; Cyprinodontiformes; Cyprinodontidae. Gene Ontology annotation, biological process: regulation of transcription by RNA polymerase II; cell differentiation. Gene Ontology annotation, cellular component: nucleus. Gene Ontology annotation, molecular function: DNA-binding transcription factor activity, RNA polymerase II-specific; sequence-specific DNA binding. The coding region runs from base 500 to 2269 and encodes 589 amino acids. The transcript is spliced from 10 exons. The record is from RefSeq and is a predicted model, not a curated record.